AUGGAAAAUGCACAAAUAUUGACCAAACUUAAACUUUUAUUUGAAAAAAUUGCAGAGCCUGGUUAUGUUAUGGAAUAUUACUACGCUGAUAAUUUCUUUAUUAAAUUAGGCUCCAGUGAUCAUGAAGUGUUAGCUUUAAAGUCUUUACCGAUAGUGCCAGAUAUGUUGAUAGAUGCGUUUUACCGCACAGAUAAUUAUCAUGUUACAGUAAAAGUCUUUCUAGUUAGACUUCUUGCCUUUAUUACAAAUAAUGAAGUGAACUUUGCAAAAUUCAGUGCAAAAAAAGGGCAUGACUUGGCUAAAGCCUUUGAUGAUAUUAAUUCUCCUGAUAUGCACACUAGCCUGAGAGUAGCAAAUAUGGAAGUUGCUUUGUCAUUGUUAAAUCACAACUCGGGUGUGCACUGGUUAUUAGAAAGUAAUACAUGGCAAAAGAUACUUACUUUGUGUAAUGAGAAGAGAACAGUAUUUAUAGUGAGGCAGACUUAUAAAUUUGUUUCCACAUUUAUUUGGAAAUUAAAAGACUUAGGUGAUGAUGCUAAUGUUAGAAAUGUUUUGGCAUUUAUUUUAAAACCACUUGAGGUGGACUUAGUACAAAAAAAAUCUAUAACUAGCGAAGAAGAGGAAGAAAUAUGUAAGACUUUUGAGCCUAUGUUACAAAUGCUCCUCAGUAUUGUAAGCAAUGAAAAAGCAAUUAAGUCAAACAAUUGUGUUAUGCACUAUUUACUACAAGAGAUAAAAAUAGAGACUUAUUGCCACAUUAUGCUGGAUAGGCUGAGAAGAGAGGAUAUAUGGUUACUUACAACAAAAUUUUUGUUCUGGUCAGCGAUUGGAAAGUUAUUUCUAAUAAAAACACUUCCAUCUGGUGUUAAAUAUGAGAGAGAAGACUUUAUGGAGUUGGCUGUGACAUACUUCAAUACCAUACAUAGAUUGAUUCAAAAACGAUCGCCUAAACUUUUAUUUGACUAUUGCAAUGCAUGUAAUAUUAUUUGGGGUAGAGUGUGGAAUCAUGAGGAGCCAAUAAGGUGGGAGGUCCAUGAGAAGCAUAUGGAAAUGCAGUCACAGUUGUUAAUUGUUAGCCUUGUUCCUCCACUUGUAUAUGUGACCCUUGGCAAAAACCAGUCUAUAGAUGAAAGUGAGGGAGCAGUGGAAUUAUACAUUAAUACAAUCAUGCAAUCCACAUGUGAGCACACAGCGAGAGCUGCAUAUGCUGUGAGGAACAUGAUGCUACAAUUGGAUGUUUUGCAAACAACAUUACUUAGUGUCAAACGACUAACAUUCCUUAAAAACCACCUGAACAAUGAACAAGCAAAUAUAGUAUUCCAAGCAAUGUUUUAUGUCAUUAAGGAAUUUGAGCCAUUUGAUGAAGAAGGUCUUAUCAGAACAAACUAUUGUUAUGGCGACGAAAUGGAUAAAAUUUCUGUGAUGGCCUAUGUUUUAGACACUUUGCUAUUCCUCAUAAGAAACUAUAACAUCAACUGGCAAGAGAGUCUUGAAGUUAUAUGUUUAAAUGCAGUUGUUUACAAUGUCUUAAAAAGGCCAAACUUAAGCUGUAAGUUUGUGGUGACAGCUCUUAACGUAAUUUCAACAACAAUAAAGAAGUCCUUAACACCAAAUUUAUCACUCCUACUGGAUACGAAGCCAGGUUCUGGUAUGCAUGAAAUCGGAAUGCUGUUAUACCUGAAGAUGCAUGAUCUAAACUGGGAGAUCCGAGACACAGCCCUUGAAUUACUGCUUAUUUGCACUGAAUUCUCCUUUAUAAAAUUUCCUUUUUUCCAAAAGCAGAUUUUGUCUCACAAGCUGAUAAAUGUUGCUAUGACUAUGGCGCUUAACGAUCAUGAGUUCUAUGUACGAGUAUCUGCCCUGAAAUGCGUGGGCGCAGCCAGCAAGGUGAGCGUACUUUGGGAACAGCUUAAAUCCGAGUACCCGAAUGUUCAGGAGCUGAUUCUGUCCAGGCUUUGCACAAAUCCUGAAGGAAUAGUCAGAAAGGAAGCGCUUAGUGUCCUCUGUGAAAUGUAUCAGAACGUUAAACACAAUCUCCACAUGAAAACCGCUCUUUAUAAUCAAUUUCUUGCCGCAUCGUUAGGCGAUUUUCACUGGGAGGUGCAAAUUAGCGCAUUGAAAUUUUGGCGAGUUGUCAUCCAAUCGUUACUUAGGGAUCAGGGGAUGUUAGAUGGAACAUUUCCCCCGGUUACCUUCUCAAUCGAAUCGAGAAAAAUAGUGACUUUAACUGACAAAGAAAUUCAAAAGAGAUUACUCAAGAUAUUAGAGGAGCUUGCGUACAUCGGAUGUUUGUCGGUUUUAGUGAAAUUGUUGCAUGAAGAUACAGAGGUGGAAGUUAUGGAGUUAGCAUUGUCUAUAUCAAACGAAUUGUUAGAAAUUCUAGAUAGAUAUAGGGUACCUGGUUUUCUUAGACCAAGCGAAAAUGAUCCAAGUAUAGAAGAAAUUUUAACACUCGAAGAAAAUAACAUCCACAGCGAAGAUAUUGAACCUCAACACAUUGAGGAAUCUGAAAACGUUAUUGACGGCAUACUGAAAUCAGACGACAUUAAUUUACUAGCUAGUAUAUACGAACGGCACAUGAAUAUUAAGACUGAAGAUUCAGAAUUACCUGAGACUAAUAAAAAGUUUACGAAGUUCGCUUCGCCCUAUCUUUUUGUUAGAUAUUUGAAAAGUGAAGACUUUAAGGGGAAAAUAGAGUAUAAGAAAAAUUGGAAGGAUGGUAUUCGGAGUCUGUCGUCGUUGAUGGACGAUGUUUUAGGCGUUUAUGAAGUCAACAGUGAAGUUAACAAUUUAGAUUGUUAUUGA
This is a messenger RNA of Leptosia nina, 2805 nucleotides long. The record is from the annotation of a GenBank genome assembly. NCBI's taxonomy places the organism in Eukaryota, Metazoa, Arthropoda, Insecta, Lepidoptera, Pieridae.